This is a messenger RNA of Portunus trituberculatus (swimming crab), 2337 nucleotides long. Its product is annotated as single-minded homolog 1-like. The transcript is spliced from 11 exons. The record is from RefSeq and is a predicted model, not a curated record. Bases 172 to 2010 code for a protein of 612 amino acids. NCBI's taxonomy places the organism in Eukaryota, Metazoa, Arthropoda, Malacostraca, Decapoda, Portunidae. Gene Ontology annotation, biological process: regulation of transcription by RNA polymerase II. Gene Ontology annotation, cellular component: nucleus; cytoplasm; transcription regulator complex. Gene Ontology annotation, molecular function: RNA polymerase II transcription regulatory region sequence-specific DNA binding; protein dimerization activity; DNA-binding transcription factor activity, RNA polymerase II-specific.
UUCAUAUUUUAUUCCGAGCGGGAAGGGACGCCGGCAAAUCAGGAGGGAGUUGGAUUAGUACACGGUUGGUCUAUAUUACACACGGGCCCCCUACCCCCCCCCUGAGAGGUUAAUGGUGAAGCAUCCUCCUCCUCCUCCUCGGGCACCUCCUCCUCCUCCUCCUCCACUACGAUGAAGGAGAAGAGCAAGAACGCGGCGAGGAGCAGGAGAGAGAAGGAGAACGCUGAGUUUCUGGAGUUGGCAAAGCUUCUACCACUCCCGGCAGCCAUCACGUCACAGCUGGACAAAGCCUCGAUCAUUAGACUCACGACAAGCUACCUUAAAAUGCGACAAGUGUUUCCUGAUGGUCUGGGGGACGCGUGGGGGGCGGCGCCUCCCCAAACCAAUCCCAGAGAGACAGCCAUAAAGGAGCUCGGAUCUCAUCUACUGCAGACUCUGGACGGGUUUAUCUUCGUAGUGGCUCCAGACGGCAAGAUUAUGUACAUCAGCGAGACAGCCAGCGUGCACCUCGGUCUGUCCCAGGUUGAGCUAACAGGGAACAGCAUUUAUGAAUACAUCCACCCAGCUGACCACGAGGAGAUGUCAGCUGUUCUCAACCUGACGCCCCAGCCAGUAGCCCAGCCACUCUACGUCAGGCAAGAUGAAGAGGUGGAACGCACAUUUUUUAUCCGAAUGAAGUGUGUGCUGGCCAAGAGGAACGCUGGACUGACCACUGGAGGCUACAAGGUAAUCCACUGCUCUGGCUACCUCAAGAUCAAACACUAUACGCUCGACAUGGCGCCCUACGAUGCCUGCUACCACAACGUCGGGCUGGUGGCUGUGGGUCACUCUCUGCCGCCCUCUGCCAUCACGGAGAUCAAAAUGCAUUCCAAUAUGUUCAUGUUCAGAGCCUCGCUGGACCUUAAGCUCAUCUUCCUUGACGCUAGGGUUGGCGUGCUGACGGGGUUCGAGCCGCAGGACUUGAUAGAGAAGACACUGUACCAAUACAUCCACGGCUGCGAUAUGGUGCACAUGAGGUUCUCCCACCAUAUGUUGCUGAUGAAGGGUCAGGUCACAACCAAAUACUACAGGUUCCUAACGCGUGACGGGGGCUGGGUGUGGGUGCAGACUUACGCCACCAUCGUUCAUAACUCACGUUCAUCACGGCCUCACUGCAUCGUGGCGGUUAAUUACGUGAUCAGCGAGGUAGAGGCGCGAGAGGGGCGGCUGUCGUGGGAGCAAGUGGGGGGCGGAGGGCGUGGGGAGGAGACCGGCUGGGGUGAGACGGGGGCUGAAGGGACUUGGCGGGGGCGACUCAAAUGCCGAUCGUCCCCCUACCCGUCCCCUGCCCCUGCCGAGACCCUACACGAUCCCCUAGACGCCCCCCCUGCCCCACCCCUGCACUACCCAUCUCCCCUGGCGCCCCCUGCAUUAGCCGCGCCCCCUACCCCCUACCCGGACCCCCGCCUGAGCUGCUACCCCCCUGCCUAUGACGUAUACGACGAGCGGUACGUGAGGGGGGAGACGCAGCAGUAUGGAGGGUGCAGCGCCCCCUUGGACACCACCCCGCUGCCCCCUGUGGUAUCCUGUCACUAUUCCAAGGGCGCGGCGGGGGCGGGGUACGAGGAGCGGCCAUGGAGUCAAGGAUCAGGGAGCUCAACCGCGUCAGAUGAACCACGGCAGGAGUACCCAGCCACCCCCUCCACUACCCCCUCCACCACCCCCUCCACCACCAGCACACUCUACCCCCUUCAUGAGUACUACACCCACUACACAAACGAUAAACUCCAGUACACUAUUCCCACGCCAGAUAAAUCCCCCUAUGGCGAUAAGGGGCAGUAUGUGGCGUCAGCGGGGGGUGGCGGAGCGGGGUGUGUGAGGGGCAUGUACAGCUACGUGGACGCCGCCUUGGGUACCCCGGCGGAGACUGGCAUGGCGGGGACAAAGGGCCACGGUAUACCUCAGCCUGGCUACACGUCUGUUAUUGUUGACGCGCAGCAGUAUUAUGCACAGAAUGAGUUUGUGCAUUAGUUUACUGUGGGUAUAGGGACUCAACACACACAUACACACACACACGCAUACAUACAGCUACACAUACACAGGUACACACACUUUUUUUUUUCUCUUCAUACAAGCAUAUAUACACAAAUUAUGGGAAAUAUACAUGUAAUCUGCUUCACACACAUACACACACACACACAUACAGACAGAGGCACGUUUUAUACAUAUCAAAGCACAAACUGUUAUAGACGUGAUGACGUGACGAGACACAAACAAACAAAGGGAAAACAAAGGAAGGAACAAAAUGAAGGGGAUGAGAAUAGUGACAUGAAAUAAAAGAAAAAAGAAAAAGAAAAA